Molecule: messenger RNA, 1222 nt
Organism: Galeopterus variegatus (Sunda flying lemur)
Lineage: Eukaryota; Metazoa; Chordata; Mammalia; Dermoptera; Cynocephalidae
Gene: TBC1D19
Product: TBC1 domain family, member 19
Exons: 13
Source: RefSeq, a predicted model, not a curated record
AGACAAGGCAGAAACAAUGGAACGAAAAGCUACGUCCCCGCCCGGGUCUUUUUCUGCGGGCGGAACGCAGGUGCUGGGGCCUUCAGGCGCGGAGGGGACCGGAGAGGGAGGGACACACGGCCCGGCAGUUGCCUGGUAACGCCCGCUGGAGGAGUCCCAGCGUAAUAAGGUCCCAGAGAAGUGUCACUGGCCCUGAGUGGGACCCGGUAGCCUGUUCUCCCCGAGUCGGCGGCCUGUCCCCGCGGCUUGGCGGGCUAGGGCAGGGGAAAUGUUGCAGGAGGAGUCGGAUCUGUCUCUCAUUAUUGCCCAGAUAGUCCAGAAGCUCAAGGGCUCCAAUUUGUACGCUCAGCUGGAACGGCAGGCCUGGGCCAGUCUUCAGAGACCUGAGAUUAAACUUGAAUCAUUAAAAGAAGAUAUUAAGGAAUUCUUUAAAAUAUCAGGUUGGGAAAAGAAACUUCAAAAUGCUGUUUAUAGUGAACUGAGUGUGUUUCCUUUACCUAGUCAUCCUGCUGCACCUCCUGAACAUCUUAAAGAACCUUUGGUAUACAUGAGGAAAGCACAGGGAAGUUGGGAAAAAAGAAUUUUGAAGAGUUUAAAUAGUAUGUGCACUGAACUGAGUAUCCCAUUGGCACGAAAGAGGCCAGUUGGAGAACAGAAAGAACUUCUCAAUAAAUGGAAUGAAAUGGGAACCGAUGAGCCAGAUUUAAGCCAUUUCAGACCUGUUUAUGCACCUAAGGAUUUUCUUGAGGUAUUAAUUAAUCUUCGCAACCCAAAUUAUGAAAAUGGUGAUUCUCUUAGUUUCAGGACUCAUUUGGGUUUAAUCCAAGUUCCUCUGAGAGUAAAAGACAUCCCAGAAUUGAAAGAAUGCUUUGUAGAACUUGGCUUAAAUACAGGACAGCUGGGUAUAGAUGAUUCUACACAAGUGCCUCCUGAGCUUUUUGAAAAUGAGCAUGUGCGUAUUGGGCAAAAAGUUCUAGCAGAACAAGAUAGCGCUGCUGCUCAGCAGUAUGUCAGACAAGGAAGUCCCACAGCACUGAGAGCUGAAUUGUGGGCUCUCAUUUUGAACAUUUCCAGUCAGCCUGAGGAUAUCUUGUAUUAUGAGCAGCUAAAGACCAAUGUGAUACAACAUGACCUUUUGGUGGAUAGUCUAAUUUAUAAAGAUGUGAAGUUGACAGCAAGCAAUGAUGAUUAUUAUUUUGUAUUUGAAGAUUAUUUAUAUCAG